UUUUUUCCCCACAGCCAGCACCUUGGUUCAGGCCUUACCCUUUCUUGUCUGUCCCAGGGUUAUAGCCUUCCUGCCUGUCCCUGGACCCAUAGAAUCCACUGCUUUGAUGACUAGUCUAUUUCCAAGAGGCUAUCUAUAUUCAUUACACUUGGGACUGGGGCAUAUGGAACUGGGUAGAAGAACCAGCUGUGCAGUAUCCUCACCCUUCCCUCAGAGACCGAAUCAGUAAAAUGGCGGGUGGACUCGGGGACGCCCGAAGACUUUUCUGGACCACGAUUUUCCGAUGCUGGACACAUAUUUAAACACCAAGGAAUCGACUUGAGACUUUUAAGAGCAAACUUGGGUGGAAAUGGACAGAAAGUGCCUCCCUGUCCACUUGCAGAGGAUUAUAUCGCCCUAUCAGACAGGCGGUUGCUUCAAACAGGCGCCCUCCAAGGGCGUAAACUAGAGGGGCCCCGGCAGGCGGCUUCCCGGACUUAGACCCUCCUACCGCGCGGGUAGAGGAAGUCCUUCAGUUCAGGCACAAACCCUGGGCGCCCCCCACCGUCUUCGACUCCGGCGCCAGUCAGGUUGUGGGGUGGGGGCGGCGGAGAGCGCAGGCGCAGAGUCCGCGCCGGCGGCGCCCCUCUCGCUCCGCACCCCUCCGGGCAGCGCCAGCCUAGCUUUUCCCCGGAGAGCGCACGCCCCUCGGUCGCCUCCCGGGUUCCGAGCGCACCUUCCUCGCCUCGACACGCAGGUGGCCAGAGUGGAGCAGGCCCGACACCAAAACCUUUUGCAGAUGGGUUGAGGCUGGUUUCCGGAACAUAACAUGAAAGCAAAUAUGGCUUGCCUUGGAGAAUUGAUUAUCUGAAGAAAUGGAUACAUCUCCUUCCAAAAAAUAUCCAGUUAAAAAACGGGUGAAAAUACAUCCCAACACAGUGAUGGUGAAAUAUACUUCUCAUUAUCCCCAGCCUGGGGAUGAUGGAUAUGAAGAAAUCAAUGAAGACUAUGGAAAUUUUAUGGAAGAAAAUCCAAAGAAAGGUCUGCUGAGUGAAAUGAAAAGAAAAGGAAGAACUUUCUUUGGAACCAUGGAUACCCUGCCUCCACCAACAGAAGACCCAAUGGUCAAUGAGAUUGGACAGUUCCAGAGCUUUGCAGAAAAAAAUAUUUUUCAAUCCCAAAAAAUGUGGAUAGUGCUGUUUGGAUCUGCUUUGGCUCAUGGAUGUGUAGCUCUUAUCACUAGGCUUGUUUCUGAUCGUUCUAAAGUUCCAUCUCUAGAACUGAUUUUUAUCCGUUCUGUUUUGCAGGUCUUAUCUGUGUUAGUUGUGUGUUACUAUCAGGAGGACCCCUUUGGACCCAGUGGAUACAGAUUACGACUCUUCUUUUAUGGUGUAUGCAAUGUCAUUUCUAUCACCUGUGCUUAUACAUCAUUUUCAAUAGUUCCUCCCAGCAACGGGACCACUAUGUGGAGAGCCACAACCACAGUCUUCAGUGCCAUUUUAGCUUUUCUACUUGUAGAUGAGAAAAUGGCUUAUGUAGACAUGGCUACAGUUGUUUGCAGCAUCUUAGGUGUUUGUCUUGUCAUGAUCCCCAACAUUGUUGAUGAAGACAAUUCUUUGUUAAAUGCCUGGAAAGAAGCCUUUGGGUACACCAUGACUGUGAUGGCUGGACUGACUACUGCUCUUUCUAUGAUAGUUUAUAGAUCCAUCAGAGAGAAGAUCAGCAUGUGGACUGCACUGUUUACCUUUGGUUGGACUGGGACAAUUUGGGGAAUAUCUUCUAUGUUUGUUCUUCAAGAACCCAUCAUUCCAUUAGAUGGAGAAACUUGGAGUUAUCUCAUUGCUAUAUGUGUCUGUUCUACUGCUGCAUUCUUAGGAGUGUAUUAUGCCUUGGACAAAUUCCAUCCAGCUUUGGUUAGCACAGUACAACAUUUGGAGAUUGUGGUAGCAAUGGUCUUGCAGCUUCUCGUGCUGCACAUAUUUCCUAGUGUCUAUGAUGUUUUUGGAGGGGUAAUCAUUAUGAUUAGUGUUUUUGUCCUUGCUGGCUAUAAACUUUACUGGAGAAAUUUAAGAAGGCAGGACUACCAGGAAAUAUUAGAUUCUCCCAUUAAAUGAAUACCUGAUUAUUAUCAUCUAAUUAAUGUUCAGUUAUUAAUAUGUAUACUGCCAUUUAAAUGUUUACCUGUUAAUGUCUUUUGUGUUAUAUAACUGAGAGUGCUAUAUAAUAUAUAUAGAAAUGCAGAAAAGUUAUUCUAGUCUAAUAUAUUCAAAUACAAAUAUUAAAUAGAUGAAAUAUGUCAUGAA
Molecule: messenger RNA, 2282 nt
Organism: Callithrix jacchus (white-tufted-ear marmoset)
Lineage: Eukaryota; Metazoa; Chordata; Mammalia; Primates; Cebidae
Gene: SLC35G2
Product: solute carrier family 35 member G2
Cellular component (GO): plasma membrane
Source: RefSeq, a predicted model, not a curated record